GCUGGGGAGCAAAGUUUCUGGAAGAGCAGGGGGAGAUCCACGUGGGAGGGGGGUGAGAGGAGCGAACCCAGCAGGAGCGAAGAUGACAGACGCUGAGGCGCAGAGCGCAGCUCCAGCUGCCCCGCUGGAGGACAAACCUCAGCCGGAGAGGAAAAUCAUAGCUACGGCAGUUCAAGGCACCGUGAAAUGGUUUAAUGUCCGCAACGGCUAUGGCUUUAUUAACAGGAACGACACUAAAGAGGAUGUCUUUGUUCACCAGACUGCUAUCAAGAAGAACAACCCCAGAAAGUUUCUUCGCAGUGUUGGAGAUGGGGAAGUUGUAGAGUUUGACGUAAUCGAGGCAACGAAGGGUUCAGAAGCGGCUAACGUUACGGGUCCGGGCGGCGUUCCAGUAAGGGGAAGCCGCUACGCUCCCAACAAACGACGUUUCCGUCGACGGUUCUUCCCCCGAAGCCCCGAAGAUCAGAGCAAACCAGCCGAUGACCAAGCCCCUGCACCGGAGGGAGAGCAAGCUGAGACCCGGGCAGCGAGGCCUCCACCUCGGCGACGGAGGCCUCGCAGACCACGACAGGAUACCCGAAAUGGGGAAGUUGGAGAGGAAAAAGAUGGGGCUGUUGAAGGUGACCAGGCGCAGCCACAGAGACCACAGAGGCGCAGGUUCUGGCGUCCCUACCGGAGACCAUUCCGCCCUCGCCCACCUCCCGAUCAGUCUAUGGCGGACCAGAAACCUGUUGCUGAAGAAAGCAAGGAACAGCAGGCAGAGGUAAAACAUGUAGAGUCCCCUGAGGCUGUCCAGACUAAUGGCGAAAUGACAGCAGAUGCCCAAGGCCAGAGACCACGCCGGCCAUCUAGACGACGCAGCCAAAGGAACUCUGAAUCCUCAACAUUGAAAAAUGAUGCAGAAAAGUCUGCUGCAGAGCCUGGCACUCCUCCUCAGAAUGAAAAAGCAACAGAAGGAAAAUCUACACCAAAAUCACCAAAGUCUUCUCCAAAAACCUCUCCCAAACAGCCAAGAUCUCCUGUGGAGGAAGUCGUCCCAGCAGUUCAAACCACAGCAGUCCCAACACCAACUGAGUGAUUGCUCUUAUUGCAAACCCUCUUUCCCCAAGAGGGGAAGAAGGGACCUGGCAGCAAAACUUAAGCGACUCUGGAUUUGGACAGUUUGAGAUUGUUCUUCUUUGGACAAGCGGUGCUGUUUCGAGGCACUGGUUUAUCGUGAAAUGCUGGCAUUUAAGGGAUAGAAUUUUUUAGAGUCUUAAAAGGACAAUUUUUUUUUUUUCUUCCUGCAAAUUAAAACAAGGAUUUAAAAGAAGAACAGCCUUGUUUCAGGAUUAGAGGCAUGACAUUUGGUUCUUCACCAUGUUAAAUCCCUGUGCCUCUUUUUAUGUUUUACUUGUAGGUCCUGGGGUUUGAUAGUUGGACCUCAUUUGCCGCAUAUGCGCUGCUCUCCGCUUCCUCCACCCAUAGUCUAUCUCCUUGCUCUAACCCCUUCUAUCCCCACUUGUUUAUCUAUAGAUUUGCUGGAAAUGGUGAUACUGACGGGUGUAAUUAAAAAUGUUAGAAAUCUUUAAAAAAAAAAGGUAAAGGACCAUCUGCUUGGUGGCUCGGGUAUUCCAACCCCUC
Molecule: messenger RNA, 1623 nt
Organism: Cyprinodon tularosa
Lineage: Eukaryota; Metazoa; Chordata; Actinopteri; Cyprinodontiformes; Cyprinodontidae
Product: Y-box-binding protein 2-A-like
Exons: 9
Coding region: 83-1078 (331 amino acids)
Biological process (GO): regulation of gene expression
Cellular component (GO): nucleus
Molecular function (GO): nucleic acid binding
Source: RefSeq, a predicted model, not a curated record